GGCAGCGCAGCAGCAGAUGCCCCGUCCAGCCUUUAAGUCCGCUAAGUCCCUGUAGGCCAAUUAACCGCCAUGAAGACCCAAAUCCCCGCCUACUUGGCCACUUUUUGACCGACGAUGGAGACGAACGCCGCUUCAUCGCUCUAUAACCACACCGUGAAGCGACAGCCCGCCAUCAGCAGUCGACCACUAGUUGGGAAAGAAAGUCAGACGCCUUCCUCCAGAGAUAUGCAUCUAUCGUUUUUCGCGAUUCUAGUUUGAAGUGAGGUCCUUACGGUCGUCCUGAGCUCUGAAGAGAAGGUCUGCACCCGUCGUUGAUCUACUCGGAGUUCCGUGGAGUGUUUCUGCAGGUCGGGGUUGUGCACCAUGGAAACGCACACUGAUGUGCUGCUGAUCACCGCCAAUGUGGGCUCACUGUUUGAUAAUGUGGGCGAGAUUCAGAGUGGAUGGCUGCAGGAGUUCUACGCGACCAUCCAGAGACACAAGCCCCAGUUUAUUGCCCUGCACUUCCAAGAGGUGGGGGGGAAGGACUACAUGCUCAACAUGGGCCAUGCUGAGAACUUCUUUAGGAGUAUCGAGUCCAGCGGGGAGAUGAAGACGUACGACAGGACCUGCAUCUAUGUGGACAACCAGUUCAAAGCGGAGGACAGAUUUACGGCGCUGGGCAGCAUGUACUUCAUCCACGCGUCUCUGAAGGACGUCUACCAGUACGACUUCGCUGUGAAGGAUUUCAAGGUGGUGUCGGGACAGAGCAAGUUUGUGGGCUCCCUGGACGGUGUAGCCACGGUGGAGAAGGAGAAGUUCCCCAAGAACUUCUGGCCUGAUUUCAAGUGGUCGAGGAAGGGAUUCAUGAGGACUCGCUGGCUCAUACACAACCAAGGUCUGGACCUGGUCAACGUCCACCUGUUCCACGAUGCCUCCAACCUAAUCGCCUGCAACUCCAGCCCCUCCGUCUACUCUGACAACCGCAGGACAGCCCUCCGCUAUGUCAUCGACAGGAUAUCCCACAGCGCGGGUUCUACUCUGCCCUUCUUCCUCUUCGGAGACUUUAACUUCCGCCUUGACGCGCUGAGCCUGGUUCAGGACCUCUCCACAGCCACGGACGUGCAGACCGUGACCAAGGACGGCAGCAACGAGGUGGAGAAGAUCAUCUGGGAGGAGAAGGACAACGAUCAUAAGGUGGUGCUGCACAUCGAGACCAAGCUGUUUGACUACCUCCACCAGAGCGUCUUCAGGCAGGACAACGGCCAGGCGCUCCUUAAAUAUGAUAAAGAGGUCGCAGCCUUUCAUGAUGUCAUCAGGGAAGAGGAAAUCCUAUUUCCCCCAAGUUACCCCUACAGUGAGGACUACUCUGAGCCCACCCAGUACAUGACAACCCGCUGCCCCGCCUGGUGCGACCGCGUCCUCCUGUCCCCCGCGGCUCAGCGCCUCCUCCACAGGAGCGAUGAUGAAGGGGACAUGGGCGUGGUCUACAACACCCUGGGUCCUAACAUCUGCAUGGGCGAUCAUAAGCCUGUUUUCCUUUUCUUCUCCCUGAAGACAAACUGCUUCUGACCCGCACCCCUUUAAAUGGCCCGCGGGGGAGGAGUCACCAGCCCAGCAGUCUGCUCGGGGCCACGUCUUGCGGGGGAGGGGGGGGGGGGGAAACGCAGACUGGACUGCUGUGGACCCCCGACCGCCUGCACCCUUCAAACCCUCACCUGUCUGUCUGUCUGUCUUCACCUUGUCCCCCAAACCCUCUCCCCUAGCCAUCCGUCUGUCUGUCUUCACCUCAACACUGUAUCUUGCAUGGUGUCUUUUCCACCUGGUCACACACACACACACACACUCACACACAUACACACUGUAGCGGGCCAGUGGGUGUGGGGUUUCCACGCUAUCAGGUUGAAUAGACAAAACACAACACCGAGAGCAGUUCCAAUGGGUAAAUGGUUUAUUUACAGAGUAAAUCAAACCAGGGUUGGAAAAGGGUCAUCCACCUCCUUUAUGCUCCAGUCCGUCCAACACCUCCCCCCCGUCUCUCUCUCUCAGGGCGGUCCAUGCUUCCAGGCAAUCACACAUAUCCUGCCUGUCCUUUGCUAGCCCUAGCUUUGCUAGCCCUCACUUUGCUAGCCCUCGCUUCGCUAGCCUUCCUUCCCUUACCCUUCCAUUCCCUACACGACUGUUUGCUCGCCCUCUUAAGCCCAAGCACCCCUGCUUAACAAUCCCCAGGCUUGCCUUGUUAGAGGGAGGAAGUCCAUAUAUGGCUUGGGGGUGGAGCCAGCCGGGUGCCAGACCUACCACUCCCCUCACUCCUCCCUGGCGUCUGCCACAAUACAUACAUGCAUACAUACAUACAUACAUACAUACAUACAUACAUACAUACAUACAUACGUACGUACAUACAUACAUACAUACAUACAUACAUACAUACAU
This is a messenger RNA of Gadus chalcogrammus (walleye pollock), 2412 nucleotides long. RefSeq names its product inositol polyphosphate-5-phosphatase A-like. The record is from RefSeq and is a predicted model, not a curated record. The coding region runs from base 364 to 1551 and encodes 395 amino acids. Gene Ontology annotation, molecular function: inositol-polyphosphate 5-phosphatase activity. NCBI's taxonomy places the organism in Eukaryota, Metazoa, Chordata, Actinopteri, Gadiformes, Gadidae. Gene Ontology annotation, biological process: phosphatidylinositol dephosphorylation. The transcript has 16 exons.